Meloidogyne enterolobii is the source of this 756-nucleotide messenger RNA. NCBI's taxonomy places the organism in Eukaryota, Metazoa, Nematoda, Chromadorea, Rhabditida, Meloidogynidae. The record is from the annotation of a GenBank genome assembly.
AUGAUGAACGUUGCUGGAAUACCUGGAAUUGCUGCAAAUUUGCUUUUAAUUUUUGUAACAAUUCAAAACGAUAAAUUGAGAGGGGCAGCUAAUUAUUUAUUGGCUUUAACUGCUUUCUUUGAAAUUCUCCAUCAAUCAUCACAUUUCUUAUUUUUGUUUAUAACAGUUAGUGGCAUCAAUUUCAUUAAUUAUUCUACAGCUUUACAAUUCCAAUUACAUUCAAUUUUUGGCGUGACAGCAGCACAGACAUCUAUGGCUUCAACAGCUGCCGACAGACUUUUAUCUGUUCUGUUCCCAUUAAAAUACAAUAAAAUAAAUAUUCGUCUUUACCUCUCAAUCCACACAAUUUUGGCUUUUUCUAGUGGAAUUUGGAUGUCAAUAAAUGCUAUUAAUUUAUCAAAUAAAUACCCAACACUUCCCGUUACUGGAUAUAUUUCUGAUUUGUUAGUUCUAGAUAUGGAAAUAAUGUUCCAAUUUAUUAUGCUUCUAUGCGGAAUUAAUGCUCUAUUAUAUUUAUUUGUUUGGAUUGUUGUACGUUGGUUCCAUUCAGCAAACAAUGAUGGAGGUCUUUCAACAGACACUCAAUCACGUCUUCUUAAAUCACUAAUUUUAAUUGUCUCUAUCGUUAUUGGUGGUUAUGUAAUUAACAGUAUUUGUCGAAUGAUUAUUAAUCAUUUUUUUAAUUUAAAUGAUAUACAAGUAAAAGAAAAUUUUGUAAAAAUAACUUUAAAAAUUUUUUUAGAUUUGGUCAGUUAA